CCGUCGGCAUCAUCCCGUUCCAGGCGGUGAAGGGGGUACACGUUGUCGAUCUGGCGACCGCUAGACUGACGUCUUGCUCACGUGCCGCCCCAUGUGGUUGACAUGCAUGUGAAAUGUCUCUCACCUUCGUCCAUCAAUCUUGUGAACACAGAUCUGUGCGACGAAUGACAUUCCAAUUCGGCCAAUUCGCAUCCUCAUUCGUCGCCACUAGAAAUCUCUCUCGUAACCCUUCGCACGUGCAAAGUUUCCAAUUCCCACUCACCACUCGCCUGCCAAACCAGGCAAUUACAAACCCUAAAAUCAUCCACAUCCAUUCAUCACAUCAUCAGCCCAGGGACCUUCCUCAUCCGGUCCCAAACAUCACCACCUGCAAUCCUUCCCACCGAACCCCAAGCCCAAAUAAUGGCCGCUACCGCCGCCGACAUCCCCCUCCAAAUCUCCUCGGACAACUCCUCCUCCGAGCGCCGCAUCUCGCCCGCAUGGUCCAUCUCGCAGUUCAAGGCUCGUCUGGAGCCCAUCACUGGCGUUCCCGCCAGCUGUCAGCGAUUGAGUCUCAAGCUUGCUUCGCAGCGCCCCUUGCCCAUCGAGGCGGCGGAUGAGGAUGCCACGCUCCUGGCACGCUGGCCUCUGCAGGCUUAUGCGGAAGUCGUGGUAACAGACACCCGCCCCCCCGGCCUCCGACCAAACUACACCGACGUCUCCGCAGUCCCCAAAUACGAACUCCCUCCAGACGCCUACGAAGCCCGCACCGACAGCGUACUCGCAUGGAAAAAAGCAAACCACCUAGGCCGCUUCGACCCCGCCGCGCCCAGCAUCGAAGAGCAAAAAGCCGCCGCCUCCUACCGCGAAGUGGCGGAGCGACAUAUCACACUCAACGCGCGCUGUCGUUUACUCCCGGACUCCGAUUCGCGACGCGGGACGGUGAGGUUUGUGGGUGAUGUGGAUGAGAUUCCUGGGGUGGGGGCGUGGAUUGGGGUGGAGCUUGAUGAGCCUACGGGGAAGAACGAUGGGAGUGUCAAGGGGACGAGGUAUUUUGAGUGUAGGGGGAAUUGCGGGGUGUUUGUCCGGCCGGAGAGGGUGGAGGUGGGGGAGUUUGAGGUCUUGGAUGAGUUGGGCGAGGAUGAGGAGUUUUGAAGAAGGGAGCACGCCGAUCGUGCACGAACAGUCAAGAAAGAAGAAAGGUCAAUUUCUCACGGGUAUCCCGCAAACGCCUUUUCGUUUUCCAAAAAUCAACCCUUCGUCAACGUACACAGGCCGACGACGCCGUUCAGCACACUCAUCCAAAUCAAGCGCUUACUACUGCGCCGCGCCAGCAAACGCCUCCAACUCGCAUCCCUGCGCAAAGAAGACCUUUGCAGUCGUCGUCUUCGACUCAUUCGUAAUGGCGUAAUUGUUGCCUGCCACAGAAAUCUCUCGUCAGCAACAAGGACAAUACAAAGUAACACCAAAAAACACAAAGAAAAGCACACAAGCC
This is a messenger RNA of Neohortaea acidophila, 1474 nucleotides long. Its product is annotated as CAP Gly-rich domain-containing protein. The transcript has 2 exons. The record is from RefSeq and is a predicted model, not a curated record. Gene Ontology annotation, biological process: tubulin complex assembly; post-chaperonin tubulin folding pathway; cytoplasmic microtubule organization. The coding region runs from base 403 to 1134 and encodes 243 amino acids. NCBI's taxonomy places the organism in Eukaryota, Fungi, Ascomycota, Dothideomycetes, Mycosphaerellales, Teratosphaeriaceae. Gene Ontology annotation, cellular component: microtubule plus-end; cytoplasm; nucleus. Gene Ontology annotation, molecular function: alpha-tubulin binding; microtubule plus-end binding.